Molecule: messenger RNA, 469 nt
Organism: Bactrocera neohumeralis
Lineage: Eukaryota; Metazoa; Arthropoda; Insecta; Diptera; Tephritidae
Exons: 1
Coding region: 1-240 (79 amino acids)
Source: RefSeq, a predicted model, not a curated record
AUGGUUUACGCCGAGCGCACGGAACGUCACAUUUCGCCAACAGAUCAAGCAAACUCGAACGCCACGAAUGGUAAGCCACUUACCGAAGCUACCAAAUACACCAUGGAACAACGGUCAUCGAGCAGCUCGAGUACUGCCACUAAUUGGGGCAGCCAUAAGUCGCCGUCAGAGGAUAAAUGGAAGUAUAAUAAUAUGGUGCGUAACGAUCGUGAAAAAUUCAACAGUUUGCAUUUCUGCUGAUCAUGGAAGCGCUAUGUUAAGCUCGCAUUCCAUCCCCACCCUCAUACCUCACCUUUAGUUUAGUUAAGCCUGUUUCCUAAGUUGUUGAGCUUUAAGUAAGAACUUUCAUAAUGUGAUUUAUAUAAUUUAGUCAUAAACCGGUGCAUGUACAUACAUACAUACGUACUUAUAAAGUUGUUAUAAUACCAAACAAUUUGGUGAUCAAUAAAAUUACAUAUGGCAAAUGGAA